Messenger RNA from Frieseomelitta varia, 1692 nucleotides. Its product is annotated as abl interactor 1-like. The record is from RefSeq and is a predicted model, not a curated record. NCBI's taxonomy places the organism in Eukaryota, Metazoa, Arthropoda, Insecta, Hymenoptera, Apidae. Gene Ontology annotation, biological process: actin cortical patch localization; endocytosis; plasma membrane tubulation. Gene Ontology annotation, molecular function: protein binding; lipid binding. The transcript has 6 exons. Gene Ontology annotation, cellular component: actin cortical patch. The coding region runs from base 172 to 1560 and encodes 462 amino acids.
UUAAGAAACAGUUGUUUGUUUCUUAUUAUUUUUAUACAAGAUUCCCAGCAACGUAUAAAUCGUUCACCAGUAAAACUGUAAUAUUCAAUUGCUGUUCAAUCAAUUUCAUUCGAAACGUAUUAUUACAUCGUAAUUGCACAAGAUAUAGUUACAAUUCGUGUUGAAUGAAAAAUGGCUGCAAACGUAAGAACAGAAAUGCGGAUUCCUACACGUUCGGCUCCUCGUCCACCUAUUAACUCGACGUCACAAAGAAACGUUAUUUGGAAUGGCACGAAUAAUGUUUUUGGUUCUUCGUUAACUCAACAACCUGUUCAGAAGAAGAAACCACCACCUCGGCCACCACCUCCAAAAUUUACUCAAAAUUACACACAAGCACAGAAGGAAAAACUUAAGAAACCAGUAAGGCCGACAGAACUUUUAACCAAUCUUUUUGGAAGAAGAAAAAGUGCACAUCCAAGCGUGACGCAAUUGAAUAGCCAGAUACAUAACACAAUAUUACAUUCGGAAAACACAAAUGGCUCAAUUUGUUUGAUAGAUUUUAGUCCACCUGGAUCUCCAACGUUCACAACUCGAUCGAGUAGCGAUGGUGUUAGCGUUGAUAGUUUUGGCAGCGAUGGAAACUCAAAUCCAUCUGCGUUCACAAGCAGUGGAAAUACAUCUCAAACGGAAAGUGCCUUUGAAGAUGAUUUUGACUUUUUUGGAAUAUCUACUAAAAAAACAUCACAAAACGAUCCAUGGAAAGUUAAUUCAGUGACAGAUCCAUUCGGACCAUUAGAAGUCACUAAUCAUAACUCGUUACAGUCUACGAAACAAGUAGAUGCGUGUUUUUUUGCUUUUAAUGCAAAUAAUUAUACCAACAAUCAAGUACCUUUGAAUCAGACGUCUUUGAAAACUACUCAUUCAAUGCCAACUAUAAUCCGUGCAAAACCACCCAAACCUCCAGUUCCAAAAGUUUUACAAAUGAAAAUGGAACAAAAGAUCAAUAAUGUCGAAACUGAUUCGAGGUGUUCAAACAAAACAGUGCCUUUUGCUAAGCCAAUGACAUUGGAUUUAAGUAACUCAUGGCAAAAUGAUUCUAAGGACAAUCCUUCGCCUCCAAUGCCUACAAUACCACCGCCUGCACCACCUUUAGAAUAUUUAGCAGAAGUAAAUAAUGAUUUACCAAUCAAUAGCGAAGAACCUUAUGGCAUUGCUCUGUACGAUUUUCCGUUAAUACAUGCGGGUGAUUUGCCUUUCAAGCAAAACGAUGUAAUAUAUUUGAUACGAAAAAUCAACGAGGAUUGGAUGGAGGGUAGAAUAGGAAAUCAACAAGGAAUAUUUCCUAUUAAUUUUAUUGACAUAAGAGUACCAUUGCCUGGUAUUCCAGAUAAUAUAGUUACUGCUAUCUAUCCUUUCAAAGGUGAAACAACAGAAGAUUUAGUAUUUGAUGAAGGAGAUAAAAUUACAGUUUUAUCGAGGAUUUCACACGAUUGGUUAUAUGGUGAGUGCAAAGAUCGAAAAGGACAAUUUCCGGUAAAUUACGUAAAUAGAAUCCCAUGUAAUCUUCCAUUAUCACAUUAACUUGCACGUUCUCUCGUAUUACGAAUGAUAUGUCAGUGGUUUUUCUGUGGUAAAUUUGAUUCUUGAUCUUAUACAUGCGAUAAAUUUUUAUAAUGAUAUUUUCGUAAAAUAAGAAACAAAAAGUUUUAAAUU